AGAGGCUGGUGUGUGAGUGAAGUCAGGAGCUGUCGGUUUGGCCGCGGUGCUGUUGAUAAUACUGGGAUGAUGAUGAUGAUGCAGAUGAUGCAGUGGCUGGAGACGAUGGUGCUGGCUUUAUUCCUGCUGCCGAUGGUGUAGGGGCUGAUCCUGUGUUGCAGCCUGCCCUCCCCAGCCAAACACCCAGACGAACACAGAGAGGGAGAGAGAGAGGGAGAGACACACAGGCAGACACCCUGGUUGUGCGGGGACGAUGGCAGAGCAGUGCUCCGGCACCCCGGCAGCAGCGGCAGCAGCGGACUGCGGUGCCCCAGUGCAGCCGGACGCGGAUUGCCAGGAGCUGUCCCUGGAGCAGAUCCUCAAACUUUACAACCAGCCCCUGAACGAGGAGCAGGCUUGGGCCGUGUGCUUCCAGUGCUGCAGCACUCUGCAGCGGCAGCGGCAGCGGCACCCUCCCGCAGAGCCGCCCGGCGACUGGCACCCGUUCUGGGGCAGGCUGAGCGGAGCCAGGUCAGUCAUCCUGCACCGAGAUGGCAACAUCAGCAUCCGGGCCGACCCAGAUAAAGGGGAAACAAGCCGGUGUACAGAACCAGAGGUGAUCGAAUCGGUGGGAAUUCUUGUUUACAAAGCCCUGGACUGGGGCCUGAAGGACAACGAAGAGCGGGAACUCAGUCCGCCAUUGGAACAUUUGAUUGGCCGCAUGACAAAUAUUCUGGAUGAGGGAUUGGGGACGGAAGGAAACCCGGAUGAAGGGUACGAUGCCCAGGACGAAGAGGAGGAGCAGAAAGAGAUCAUCACCAUAAGAAAUUUUAGCCACGUAAAGAUGUUGUGUGCUGCUCACUUGACAACCUCGUCGGAGGCUCCGAACCAUUACCAGGCUGUGUGCCGGGCACUGUUUGCGGAAUCCAUGGAAUUACGCACCUUCUUGGCCAAAAUUAAAAGUGCUAAAGAGAAUCUGAAGAAGCUGCUGGAUAACAAGGGUGAAAGCAGCCAACCCAAUAUGGAACUCAGUGAGCUCAAUAACUUUGACUGGGCCUGCUUCUGGGUGCAAGUGAUGAGAGAUUUGCGGAAUGGUGUGAAGCUGAAGAAGGUGCAAGAGAGACAAUACAACCCCCUGCCUAUCGAGUACCAGCUCACACCAUAUGAAAUGCUCAUGGAUGACAUCCGAUCCAGAAGGUACACCCUACGCAAAGUCAUGGUUAAUGGCAACAUCCCUCCCAAACUGAAGAAAAGUGCCCACGAAAUGAUCCUGGACUUUAUUCGCUCAAGACCUCCAUUAAACCCCGCAUCUGCAAGGAAACUAAAGCCACAUCCACCCCGCCCUCGGAGUCUUCACGAAAGAAUAUUAGAAGAAAUUAAGUCUGAGCGAAAGCUGCGGCCAGUGUCGCCCGAUGAGAUCAGACGCAGCAAAUAUAUAAUGAGGCCACUUAGCAUGUCUUGCAGUUUUGACUUGUCAGAUGUGACGACUCCAGAGAGGAGCAGAAAGACCUCACCGCUACCUCUGGCCAAUGGUGCAGUUAUGUCUCAAACUAUUGAAAAUGACGCCCACACCUCGCAAGUGCAAAGAAGAAAACUCCUCAAGGCGCCGACUCUGGCGGAGAUAGACAGCUCUGAUUCUGAGGAGGAGAGAGUUAAGAUGUUGAGGAGCAGUUCCAGUGGAUCAACAUUUAAGGUGGAAGACAGCUCCCCAGAGACUCCAAAUGGCAAAAAGACUCCUGCAAUGUUCCUGCCCAUCUCCUCAACUCCGCAGCCUGAACGAAGGAAGCAGCCUCAGAGGCGACACUCCAUCGAGAAAGAAACGCCAACCAACGUGCGCCAGUUUCUCCCUCCAUCACGGCAGAGUUCCAAGUCUCUGGAGGAGUUCUGUUACCCUGUGGAGUGUCUGGCACUGACUGUGGAGGAAGUGAUGCACAUCCGACAGGUCUUGGUGAAAGCGGAACUAGAGAAGUACCAGCAGUACAAAGAUGUCUACACUGCCCUGAAGAAGGGAAAGUUGUGUUUCUGUUGCCGAACAAAGAGGUUCUCAAUAUUCACCUGGUCGUACACCUGCCAAUUCUGUAAAAGACCGGUGUGUUCACAGUGUUGUAAAAAGAUGCGACUACCCUCCAAACCAUACAGCAAUCUUCCAAUUUUUUCCUUGGGACCAUCAGCCUUGCCAAAAGAGGGGAAAGUGUUGAAGCCAGAGAAGCCAUCAAGCAGUCGCCGUCGACAUGAUGGUCAACACAAGGGUCUAGUCAGACUGCCGUCAAUGUCCAAAUCUUCUGAGAGGUCAGCCGACAGCCUAGAGUUUCCCAAAGAGCUGAUGGAGGACUGGAGCACGAUGGAAGUUUGUGUUGACUGUAAGAAAUUCAUCUCCGAAAUCAUAAGUUCCAGUCGGCGGAGUCUUGUCCUGGCGAACAAGCGCGCCAGGUUAAAACGGAAAACUCAGUCUUUUUACAUGUCCUCAACAAGCACGUCAGAAUUUCGACUGGCAGCACCCAAGGAGAGAACUAUCAAAGAGGUUUAGACUCGUGCCUUUUUAUUUUUGUCCUUCUUCCUGAAGCUGUUUUCUGAACAGGCAUCACAGAACAAAAUAACUGGAAAUGGAUCUACAGAUACACAGGAACACUGAUUAUGCUAAAAUUCACAAGUAUCUAGCUUUCAUGUAUUAAUAAAGACAGGGUUCAUUUGUAUGGUCAUAUCUUUGUGAAUGAGUCUUAUCAAACAUGAAAUAAUGUAAGUUACUUGUAUAUAAUUGUAAUAUAUUUUAUUAACAGGAGGGUUUGGGUCCCACUGACAUUGGGAGUGGAUAUCUAAUUCCACUUGCAGCAGUUAAAAAUUGACAAUGUGUAUAAUAUUUCAUAUGCGCGGUAUAUGUACAUGGAAUAUACUACAGAAGAUCUUAGUUUAAUCUUGAACAUCUUCCAAGGUAAUAAUCUUAUAUGAUGCAGGCAUUUUUUUUAACUUAAACUUUGUGUAAUGGUUUAUAGGUGAGGGAGAAAGAUAGUUUUGGGUAUGAAGGGCAAUGGGAGCUCACUUGUUUUAUAAUUUUAAAAAAAAGGCGCUUUUAUUUUUUAACGGCAUAAUGAUGGAUUUAUGGCACAGCCCCUCUUUGAUUUAAUGAAAGCACCAGAAAAUUGUCAGUAUUUGUCAAACUGAUGUUAGGUCUGUAUUGAACACUUGAAUGCCAGCUUAUACCAGACAGUUUUUGCACUUAUAUGAAGCACUUGAUCGACGCUCUCAUUUGAAACUCAUUUUCUCCAUGGAAGUAGAUCAUAUGAUCAUAAGAAUUAGGAGCAGGAGUAGGCUAUUCAGCCCAUUGAGCCUGCUCCGCCAUUCAAUAAGAUAUUAUUGUGGUCUUAAGUCCACUUUUCCAGAAGUAGCAUUGUGACCAGUGAGCUGAUCAGACCAGCUUGGCACAAUAAAUCCAUAGAUAACCCAACUUGUUGCCUUUUCAGUCUUGGCUUAUUGGUGAUUAGCCUGAAUACUUAAGGAAUGGAUUGCCAUAACUUCCCAACCUUUCCCUCCAUUCCCCCACUGUGCACCUGUAUGUGCUGCAUUAUAUAGUUUCUAAGUUAUACUGUAGAGCUGCUGUGAACAAGACAUGCCACUCAGUUCACUUGUACUACUGAGUUUCCUGUAUGUUCUAUGUAAAUGCAAUGACCGUCAUGCAUUAAUUAAAA
This is a messenger RNA of Carcharodon carcharias (great white shark), 3662 nucleotides long. Its product is annotated as protein spire homolog 1-like. Gene Ontology annotation, cellular component: cell cortex; cytoplasmic vesicle membrane. The record is from RefSeq and is a predicted model, not a curated record. Gene Ontology annotation, molecular function: actin binding. NCBI's taxonomy places the organism in Eukaryota, Metazoa, Chordata, Chondrichthyes, Lamniformes, Lamnidae. Bases 254 to 2506 code for a protein of 750 amino acids. The transcript is spliced from 17 exons. Gene Ontology annotation, biological process: polar body extrusion after meiotic divisions; establishment of meiotic spindle localization; actin nucleation.